This is a messenger RNA of Penicillium macrosclerotiorum, 354 nucleotides long. RefSeq names its product 40S ribosomal protein eS25. The transcript has 3 exons. Gene Ontology annotation, molecular function: structural constituent of ribosome. The record is from RefSeq and is a predicted model, not a curated record. NCBI's taxonomy places the organism in Eukaryota, Fungi, Ascomycota, Eurotiomycetes, Eurotiales, Aspergillaceae. Bases 1 to 354 code for a protein of 117 amino acids. Gene Ontology annotation, cellular component: cytosolic small ribosomal subunit.
AUGGCUGUUAAGAAGAAGUGGUCCAAGGGCAAGGUCAAGGACAAGGCCCAGCACGCCGUCGUUUUCGAGAAGGCCGUCUUCGAGAAGCUCCAGAAGGAUGUCCAGACCUAUCGCCUGAUCACCGUCGCCACCCUUGUCGAUCGUCUCAAGAUCAACGGCAGCCUUGCCCGCAAGGCUCUCAACGACCUUGAGGCCGAGGGUCAGAUCAAGAAGGUCGUCAGCCACUCCAAGCUGAACAUCUACAGUACGUUUCCCAUUCCGCAGUCAACUCAUCCUCAUCUAUCGUUUCCUCUCGCCACCAUCAAUACUAAUCGAGUUCUUUUAUUUUUAGCCCGUGCCGUCGCCGCUGAGUAA